CUAGGAGUUUCAGGAAAAAAUCCCAUAAAUAAACAUCAUGUCUUACGGUGACUUUGGCAUAUUCGAUUAGGAUCACUUUUCUUCAAUCCAACCGAUCGUUGCCACUGUCGUCUGCUUGUCGACAGUAGCUAAGCAAAGGGGCAAAGGGUUGUCAAAAACAAUUUGUUUUCACUUGGUUCAUAAAUAUUUGUUUCAUAUUUCAAGAUGAAUAUACGAUGCGCCAGGCCAGAAGACUUGAUGAACAUGCAGCAUUGCAAUCUCCUUUGCUUACCAGAAAACUACCAAAUGAAGUACUUUUUCUAUCAUGGUCUUUCCUGGCCUCAACUCAGCUAUGUUGCAGAAGAUGAAAAAGGACAUAUUGUUGGGUGCAGUGCAGCUUUAAAAUGUUUUCUAAUAAUGCAAACAUGUACUAACCAUGUGCUUUUACAUAGGUAUGUUUUAGCUAAAAUGGAAGAAGACAGUGAGGAUGAACCUCACGGCCACAUCACAUCGCUUGCAGUGAAACGUUCCCAUAGGCGAUUGGGAUUGGCUCAAAAGCUAAUGGACCAGGCAUCCAGAUCUAUGAUUGAAUGUUUCAAUGCAAAAUAUGUGUCCCUUCAUGUAAGGAAAAGUAACCGAGCAGCACUUAAUCUCUACACCAAUACCCUGAAAUUCUCGAUAUCUGAAAUCGAGCCAAAGUACUAUGCUGACGGAGAAGAUGCUUACGCAAUGAAGCGUGAUUUAGUAUCGUUUUCACAGCAAAACGAUACGCUACCGGCAGACGCGACUACAUUCUACGAGACUAAGACGCCCGAAGAACGCAAGCGCCUAGCCGCGAUUGCUCAAGAAAACAGAAAUAUGGAAGAAUGAAAAAAAGAUAGGAACGACAAGAAAUUGAAUUGACGGUUAAGCUGAACAUGUUUAAGACGAAAUUGUCGUGAAUACAGAUCACUACACCAAUUGAA
This is a messenger RNA of Daphnia magna, 944 nucleotides long. It is a transcript of the gene vnc, whose product is annotated as N-alpha-acetyltransferase daf-31. The record is from RefSeq and is a predicted model, not a curated record. Gene Ontology annotation, cellular component: NatA complex. The coding region runs from base 205 to 849 and encodes 214 amino acids. Lineage: Eukaryota; Metazoa; Arthropoda; Branchiopoda; Diplostraca; Daphniidae. The transcript is spliced from 5 exons. Gene Ontology annotation, biological process: N-terminal peptidyl-glutamic acid acetylation. Gene Ontology annotation, molecular function: protein-N-terminal-glutamate acetyltransferase activity; protein N-terminal-serine acetyltransferase activity.